Messenger RNA from Entrophospora candida, 2352 nucleotides. Lineage: Eukaryota; Fungi; Glomeromycota; Glomeromycetes; Entrophosporales; Entrophosporaceae. The record is from the annotation of a GenBank genome assembly.
AUGGGCAAAAGGAACAGAUCAAGUUUAUUACCAACUAAUCUUCCACAACUUCAAAAUCUUAUUAAACGUGAUUCAAUUUCUUAUCGUGAUGAUUUUUUACAACAAUAUCGACAUUAUGAAUCUCAAUUAGAUAUUUUUAAAAUAAAACCUGACGAAGAAACAGAGGAAUUUGGAAGAUGUGAUAAAUUACUUUUGUUUAAUCAGGUUGCGCAUUGUUUUCCAAACGAAACUUCAAAUUUUCCACAACAAAUAAUUAAUCUUUUAUCUGAAAAUUAUCAAAUAUUACAUCCUGAUCUACGAAAAACUAUGGUACAAUGUCUUGUUUUGCUUCGUAAUAAAGAUAUAAUCUCAACAUCGUCAAUAUUAUCAGCAAAAGUAUCAACAUCAUCAUCAACAAAAUCAAAAACGACAACAACAACAUCAGAACUUGGUGAGGAUGGUAUCACAGCAAAAAAAAGUUUAGAUAUUUGUAUCGAAUUAUAUAGAAAAGGAAUUUGGAAUGACAAUAAAACAGUAAAUGUUAUCGCUGAAGCAUGCUUUCAUUCAUUAACAAAAGUUAAAGUCACAGCCAUAAAAUUUUUUCUUGGAUCAAAUAAAGAAAAUCAAGAUGAUGACAGCGAUAAUAACGUUGAGGUAGAUUUACCAGAUAUUAAAAGACUUCAACACAUAAAUCAAAUUAAUAAAUCUAAAAAAUCUAAAACUAGAAAAUUAGAGAAAGCGCUUUCCACAAUUAGGAAAAAAGAAAGGCAGAAACAUAAAGCUGAAAACUUUAAUUUCUCUGCAAUAAAUCUAAUAAAUGAUCCUCAAGGAUUUGCAGAAAAGUUAUUUUCGUCAUUACAAAAAUCAUCAAAUAAUGAUAGAUUCGAAGUUAAAUUAAUGAUAAUGAAUCUUAUAUCUCGUAUAAUUGGUAUAAAUAAACUCAUUUUGUUAAAUUUCUAUAGUUAUUUGUUAAGAUAUUUACAACCACAUCAACGUGAUGUUACCAUGGUAUUGGUAAUAUUGGCUCAAGCUAGUCAUGAAUUAGUGCCACCUGAUGUUUUGGAACCUGUCAUUAAAGCUGUUGCUAAUAAAUUUGUAUCCGACAAUUGUUCUUCCGAAGUUAUUACUGCUGGCUUAAAUGGUAUAAGAGAAGUUUGUGUCAGGCAACCUUUAGCAAUGGAUUCAACAUUACUUCAAGAUUUAACAGAGUACAAGGGCGAUAGGGAUAAAGGAGUUAUGAUGGCUGCUAGAUCAUUGAUUGGUCUAUUUAGAGAAAUUAAUCCUGAAAUAUUGAAAAAAAGAGAUAGGGGCAAAAUUGCUAGUAUGUCCAUUAAAGGUUUUAAGCCGUUAAAAUAUGGUGAAUUGAAUAAUAAUACAUCUGGACAACAAAUUGAAGGGAUUGAAUUAUUAGAAGAGUACAAGGAAAAACUUAAAAAUGACGGGAUUGAAGAAGAUGACACCAAAGAAGAAACGGAUGAUAAACAUACUGAUGCAGUUAAUGAAAAGAAAAUUUCAACUUUGGCAACGACUAAGCUGUUAACUCCCGCUGAUUUUGCAAAAUUAAAUGAGUUAAGAAUGGAACAAAAUGUUGAAAAAAUGAUUGAUGGUGGUGGAAAACGUAAAAGAUCACAACUACAACAAUCUUCUAAAAGAGAAGAAACAGAUGAUAUAGUUGAUUUAAACAAUAUUGUUGGCCCACGUAAGAAAGCUAAACAAGAUUAUGAAGAGCGUGUGGAAUCUGUUAAAGCAGGACGUGAAGGUAGGAAAAAAUAUGGCGGUGGACCUAAAAAUAAAAAAGUUGAAGGUGCAAGCACCACAAAUAAAGAAAAGACUAGAAAUAAAGCUUUUAUGAUGGUUAUACAUAAGAAAAAUGCUAUUCAUAAAAAAAGAAUCACUCUAAGAGAAAAACAGAUGCAAUUAACUAGAUCUCAUGUAUUCAAAAGAAGUUAUUAUAAAGUAAAUGAAAAAAGAACAAGGAUAAAAGAUUCUUUUGUUGCAAAUGAAGUCAGAAAGCCUGAAAAUUAUUAUGCAAGAAAUAGUAGUACGGGUAGCGAAGGCGAAGAAUUUGAAGCAUUAAAUUCUCAACAACGCAGAGCCUUGAAAUGGAGACAAUUUUAUCAUGAUAAUUAUAUUAAAGUGAAUUUUGAUCUUUUAGAAAAUUUUCCUAAUUGGUUAUACGGGUUGAAAUUAUACAAAUAUUCUCAUUUAUUUGCAAAUAUGAAAUGGCAAGAAAUUAUUAAAUCAAAUGAUAUAGAAUUAAAAAAAUUGGGCGUUGAUUCAUUUUUAGCACGUAAGAGAUUAUUAAAAUCUUUUGAAUAUAUUAAAGAAUCUAUGGUAAUGACAGAUGAUAGAUUACAGAUGGAAAUAAAGUAA